Messenger RNA from Paecilomyces variotii, 447 nucleotides. RefSeq lists its product as hypothetical. The transcript has 3 exons. Gene Ontology annotation, molecular function: translation initiation factor binding; nucleotide binding. The coding region runs from base 1 to 447 and encodes 148 amino acids. NCBI's taxonomy places the organism in Eukaryota, Fungi, Ascomycota, Eurotiomycetes, Eurotiales, Thermoascaceae. The record is from RefSeq and is a predicted model, not a curated record. Gene Ontology annotation, biological process: transcription initiation at RNA polymerase II promoter; positive regulation of translational initiation; mRNA export from nucleus in response to heat stress. Gene Ontology annotation, cellular component: RNA polymerase II, core complex; P-body.
AUGAGCGUCAACCUCCCCCCUCCUACGCACCGCAAGCGUGUCGUUCCGCAAGGCGAGCUGGAAGCUGCGUCGACGCUGAAACUCGGUGCGGACCAGAACACGCAUACGUUGUCGCUGUCGGAAGCGAGACUGGUUAUUAAUAAGGUGUUGGAGAAUAAGAGGAGGGGUGGGAAGAAGUAUGAUGAGCCGGAGAAUCUUACGAAGACGCUGGAUUAUCUAGAAGUGUUUUCGCGAUUCAAGGAUGAAGAGAACAUCAAGGCCGUGGAGCGUUUGCUGAACUCGCAUACGGAGUUGGAGAUGUUUGAGCGGUCGCAGUUGGGAAGUCUGUGCUGCGACAACGCGGAAGAAGCCAAGUCGCUCAUUCCCAGUCUCCAGAACAAGAUCACCGAUAACGAGUUGCAGGAGUUGUUGGAUGAGCUGACGAAGUUGAGAAACUUUGUUGAGUAG